Messenger RNA from Selaginella moellendorffii, 957 nucleotides. Its product is annotated as protein trichome birefringence-like 26. The record is from RefSeq and is a predicted model, not a curated record. The transcript has 4 exons. Gene Ontology annotation, cellular component: Golgi apparatus. The coding region runs from base 1 to 957 and encodes 318 amino acids. Gene Ontology annotation, molecular function: O-acetyltransferase activity. Lineage: Eukaryota; Viridiplantae; Streptophyta; Lycopodiopsida; Selaginellales; Selaginellaceae.
AUGACAAUGCUGCUCCAGGGAUCUGGGAGUUCACCCUCUGCGAAGGCCGCCAGCAACAAUUCUUCUGCUCAUGAUCAAUCGGUCUCCUCGGAGACUGGAAGCUUCUUGUGGUUCUACUACAACAACAACAAUAUCCGAUUCUGGCUGCCAAUUGUCGUCCUGCUCAACAGCUGCCUCACCUACGUUUUCUUCGUCCGUGGCAGCCAGAAUUCCCCGGUUGCUCCAAUUCUCCCAGAUCUCCAAAACUCCUCCUCAAAUUCAGAUACCUGCGAUUUGAGCAAGGGCGAGUGGAUUUUCGACUCGACACCACCGCUCUAUACAAAUUCCACCUGCGAUCAAAUCCAGCUUCUCCAGAACUGCCUGGGAAAUGGGAGGCCUGACACGGGCUACCUGCAUUGGCGAUGGCGGCCUCACAACUGUGAGCUCCCACUUUUCGACCCCGCCACCUUUCUCGAGCUCAUGCGGGCCAAAAGUAUGCUCUUCUUUGGGGACUCGCUCGCCAGGAACCACAUGCAGUCGCUUCUUUGCUCCCUUUCCCCGCUCGCAUUCCGUACGUCCCUCCGCUCCAUCGCCACGCUGGACGGCUACAAUGGGACCACGUUCCUCCGUACUGCGUCUCCGGACCACUUCGAGCACGGGACGUGGAGCAACGGCGGGACGUGCAACCGUACGCGGCCAACGCACUCUGACGCGAUGCCAUACGCGGUGGCGUCGCGCGACGAGGCACGGAAGUUCGACCCAUCCAAUGGCUCCAGGCUGCGGGUGCUGGACGUGACGUACAGCACCUUCCUCCGGCCAGACGGCCACCCCGGGCCAUACAGAACACACCCGCCAUAUGCAGGAGAGAUCAGCCGCUACAUCCGAAAUGAUUGCUUGCACUGGUGCUUGCCAGGGGCUGUGGAUAUGUGGAACCAGCUCCUCCUGGAAUCAGUGAAGAAGUUGGAGAAGACACAAUAG